Molecule: messenger RNA, 723 nt
Organism: Exophiala bonariae
Lineage: Eukaryota; Fungi; Ascomycota; Eurotiomycetes; Chaetothyriales; Herpotrichiellaceae
Exons: 1
Coding region: 1-723 (240 amino acids)
Biological process (GO): phosphatidic acid biosynthetic process; triglyceride catabolic process
Cellular component (GO): endoplasmic reticulum; lipid droplet
Molecular function (GO): triacylglycerol lipase activity; acylglycerone-phosphate reductase (NADP+) activity
Source: RefSeq, a predicted model, not a curated record
AUGGCCGAAGCGCUGAUUGCAAUGGGAAAAUCGGUCAUUAUCGCAGGUCGGACAGAAGCUAGCCUUCAGAGAACUGCCACAGAUAUUGGAGCAAAGGAUUAUUUUCUGCUCGACGUGAGCAACGUUCCCGCAAUUUCUUGCUUCGUUGAGGAACUCGUGUCGAAACAUCCAGAGCUGGACUGCGUGAUCAACAAUGCUGGCGUGCAGCGACCGUUUCAAAUCCUCGGGCCAGAUUACGACUUCAACCUCGACCAUGCAGAUCAAGAGAUCGACACCAACAUCCGUGGGCCGAUGCAUCUAUGUGUGUCCCUGGUUCCCCAUUUUAAUAGCCUUCCGAAUGGUGGUGUCAUCAUGAAUGUUUCUUCUGUACUCGGUUACAACCCUUUCAGUCUGGUGAACCCAGUGUACAAUGGCACGAAAGCGUGGAUCCAUUUCUUUACCAUGAAUCUCCGAUCGCAGCUCCAGCAAGCAGGUAGUAAGAUCAAGGUUGUGGAGAUCGUCCCCCCAACCGUCGAAACAGCCCUGCAUCGAGAGCGGAAGGAUCCAGAUGACAAUAAGAAAACUCAUGGGAACUCGUCAGCUCUUAGUGUGAAAGAAUUCAUGACGCAGAUAGAAGAAGGCUGGCAGAGCGACAAAGAUAUAUGCCCGGCUGGUAUGGGACACGAGUUGGUAGAAAAAUGGUAUGAUGCUUUCGGAGAGGCAUAUACAGGUGCAGGAGGGUGA